AUGGAGGAUGAGACAACCAUAUCCUGCGCCCAGGCACUUCUCGGCUCCUGGAUCGCUCGUUUCGGUCUCACGGAACACACAACAUCCGAUAGGGGAGCGAGUUUCACCUCAGAGCUGUGGAGGGCUCUAGCACAGCUCCUUGGCAUCACUCUCCACUUCACAAUGGCAUAUCAUCCACAGGCUAAUGGACUUAUCAAGAAAUGGCAUCACUCCCUCAAAACAGCCCUCACCGUCCAUUGCACCACAGUCACAUGGACUUGGCAGCUCCCCUGGGUGCUUCUUGGUCUUAGGACAAUGCCUAAGGAGGAUCUCACCUAUUCUGCAGCCGAGAUGGUAUACUGUCAGCCCCUCGUUGUGCCCAGAGAUUUUUUCCCAAGCGACAUUCAGCUAGAGGACCUCCACCGGCUAGCCCGGCAAUUCGCUCCCAGCAGACCCACCCAUCGCUCUCUUCACCUGUUCCACACCCCAUCAGGACUGGACACGGCUGAUUUCAUUUUUCACCACGAUAAUGCCCCCUGCAGCCACUAUCCUGCCCUUACAAAGGUCCUUUCAGGGUCCUUCAGUGAUCUCCCAGGGCUUUCAAGCUAUUGUUCUGGACGGUUUAACUGGGUCAACACAGAGCGCCUUAAACCAGCACACAUCAGUGCCUUGGACCAUGACACCACUUACAGGACAUCUAGGCCGGCCCCUUAUCAGACGCCAUUCUCACCCCCGCAGGAUCCUCGACCUGUAGUCCUUUCUUCCUCAAUAGGGGGGAGGCAUUGUGGCAGACGCCACAAUCACUUCACUCGGCACCAGUGCAGCCUCGCUUGGUAUAGUUUCCCUCCACACCGGCGACGACUCUGCACCUCUGAGUUCAACUUGUGGCCCUGCUACUGGAGCCUCCUCUUUGAGGUGCAGGACUAG
Molecule: messenger RNA, 906 nt
Organism: Penaeus monodon (black tiger shrimp)
Lineage: Eukaryota; Metazoa; Arthropoda; Malacostraca; Decapoda; Penaeidae
Exons: 2
Coding region: 1-906 (301 amino acids)
Biological process (GO): DNA integration
Molecular function (GO): nucleic acid binding
Source: RefSeq, a predicted model, not a curated record